GCAUGUUCCGGGUACCACUUAUUGUGAAGUAGUUAUAGAGUCACAAAAAUAAGUGCAGCAGAGGAACAGGCCCUUCGGCCCACCGGGGUCAUGCCAACCAACGACCACCCAUUUACGCUGAUCCUACAUUUGUGCUCUUUUCUUUAUUCUCGCCACGUUUUUUGGCAAUCACAAAUCACAGGAUGAAUGUGACCUGGAACAUUGCUCACAAACCCACUCUAAACAAAUGCAAAAGGAAUUUACUAAAGAGAAUUAGAUGCAUACAGGGUAAGGAAGAAGGCAGUGGGUUAAUUGUACUUAUCUUUCGGUGGGCUAGUACUGGGACGAUGGGACGAACGGCCACUCCCUGACACAUUUCAGAAGUAGGGGUUUAAGAAGCCAGCAGAGGCAUUUCUGAAUCCACGGAGCUGGUACACAUGUCAGGUUGACGGACAGGCUAAUCUGACACCCACACUACACUUUAGAUGCGAUCAGUGCUUUUAAAAAUCUCGCCAGCAACACCAACGCCCCAUAUAUAAACCCCACUACCCCUCACCCCCACAAACAAGUGCUUCGGGCAAACCGAGCAAGUUAUUCCAGCAGCCAACACAAGCAAAGAGUUUUGUCAACUCUCUCAACACUUUGAUCUGGGUGAGUGCUGCUCACAUUGUUGUAACGGCGCGCACGUUUAAUGGGUCUGGGCUCAAUGUAGAAAUUCUAGGGCGUUUGAUGUCUUGAGUAGAACACCGAGAUUUGUCCUUAAUCUUCUGGGCUCCGUUCUUAAGAAAUGAAACCUCCCGUUUAGUUAAACUCUGUGUGGCAAUGUUAAGUCAACUCGUUCAGCGAAGCCGAUGAAUUGAAGAAGGGUCCCGGCCCGAAACAUCGCCUGUCCAUGUUCUCCAGAGAUGCUGCCUGACCCGCUGAGUUACUCUAGAAUUCUGUGUCUUUAUUUCCCGGUGUAAUUUGUGCAAGCAGAUCGUUUCAUUGGGACUCGACUUAACUGGAUUUGACACGGUGUCCUCUGAUUAGAUACCCCAAUCUCUAUUAAAUGGGUUGUUUUGUUGUAGUGAUUGAUUUUAGACAAAAAUGCUGGAGAAACUCAGCGGGUGAGGCAACAUCUAUGAAGAGAAGGAAUAGGCGACGUUUCGGGUUGAGGAACCCUUCCUCAGGGUUCUUUAAUGGCGAGGAAGGGUCUCGACCCGACUUCUCUCUAUAGAUGCUGCCUCGGCCGCUGAGUUUCUCCAGUAUUUUUGUCUACCUUCGAUUUUUUUUCCCAGCAUCUGCAGUUCUUUCUUAAAUAGUGAUUGAUUUUGAUCGAUUUUUAUUUACAGUCUCAAUGGGCUCGCUCGGAAUUCGCUCCCAAUCUCAGGGGUUGAUCGUUCUCUGCACCCUCUGUACCGCUUUGCUAUCGGAGAGUCGGCCAAUAAGGAGGUCGGUGAGUGAGAUGCAACUGAUGCACGAUAUGGGGAGGCAUCUGUACGAUAGUAAGAGGCAAGAGCUGAUUAAAGAUGUGGUAAGAGAUGUCCACACAGCCAGCGAGAAGCAUAUCACCCCUUACACCGAGUCUCUGAGCCCUAAACACCCUCGCUCGUGCAAGCUCUCACCCGCGGUGAGAAGGCAACAGAGCAGGGCAAAGAGCAGGAGGCCGAGGAACAGCGAGAAAGAGGGAAUCAAGAGCGUGAGUGCUGACGACUUCUCGGACAUGGGAACACCGCAAGAUCUCGACAGUCUUCCAAAGACUCCUGACGAUAUUGCCUGAAGAUCUUGUUCAUAAUUUCCCUGAUUUGAACAAGAUAGAUUGCUGCUAUAUUCCUUUGAUUUCAAUACUCAUUUGAAAACUAAAUGUAAGCUAAAAGCGAUCAAUGCCCAAAGUAUUAGGGAUGGAGAAGCAAUGUGGUUAAAUCUAAAAAAAGCCCUCUAAAAUAACAACGGCAAUUUGAUUUGGGUAAUAAAUGUUGACCUUUCCAGCAAAGCCCAGAUCCUUAAAAAUGAAUAAGUCAAAUGAGUGUCCUUUUAUUUCAAGAUUUGUGUUCACUUUGCAUGAAGGGUAUAUUAUAAAACCAAUGUCAGCUUCUUUUAACUGUUGAUACUAAAGUUGCCACGCAAAUUUGGCAUCACGUCCACUCUUUGCACAGAACAUGGCAAGCAAAUCACCUUAUCCCAGUGAGAUGAGAUGCAACAACAACCUGCAUCGACAUUGCACCAAGCACAGAGCAAAGAGUGGCAAAACCAUAACUCAAUGGGGGGGAAACCUCUUACCUUUGGCCACAAAGGUGCCUCCUUCAGUUUACUGUAAGAUCUGGUGGUUAGAUCGUAGAUAUAUAUUAUUUUGUAAAACACUGGUGUAGUUUUAAAAUAUAUUUGGCUUUUCUUCUACACGCUUUGGGUUAGAAAUGAAGGGGAGAUGAACCCUUAUUAUGCCAUUAACAUUAAUUAUGAUACAAAAUGCUGGAGUUAUGGGUCUGUCCCACUUACGCAACUUUUUCAGUGACUGCCGGCACCCAUCAUAGGUCAUUGCAGGUCGACGAAAAUGUUCAACAUGUUGAAAAUCCAGCGGUGACCAGAAAGACGCUACGACU
Molecule: messenger RNA, 2558 nt
Organism: Leucoraja erinaceus (little skate)
Lineage: Eukaryota; Metazoa; Chordata; Chondrichthyes; Rajiformes; Rajidae
Gene: pth1a
Product: parathyroid hormone 1a
Exons: 2
Coding region: 1316-1738 (140 amino acids)
Biological process (GO): intracellular calcium ion homeostasis
Cellular component (GO): extracellular region
Molecular function (GO): hormone activity
Source: RefSeq, a predicted model, not a curated record